GUCUCACACGGAGAUACGCCUUAUCCAAGGAGCGUCCGUGCUUCACAGGACUUCAACCUUAUCCACUUCAAACCAAUCAGAAUCUACAUGUCCUUAGUCCUCAACGAUUAUGAAGAUGAAUAGAGAGUAAAUCAAAGUGAACAUCUUCAGAUGAAUUAUUCAAAAGAUAUUCCUCACAUAAACACACAAUGCCUUUGUCCAUUGCAACAACCAAUACAAACACCAACAUCAAACACAUUAAUCACUUGUUAAACCAAUCUAAUUCUAUCUCUCACGUUAAACAAAUUCACGCUCAAAUACUUCGCACAAUUCACACCCCAAAUUCCUUCACAUGGAACAUUCUCAUACAAUCCUACUCCAAAUCCACACUUCACAAACAAAAAGCUAUUCUUCUUUACAAAGCAAUCAUAACAGAACAAGAAAAUGAACUCUUUCCUGAUAAACACACUUACCCUUUUGUUCUUAAAGCUUGUGCUUACUUGUUUUCGUUAUUCGAAGGAAAACAAGUUCAUGCCCAUGUUUUGAAACUUGGGUUUGAGUUAGAUACUUAUAUUUGUAAUAGUUUGAUUCAUUUCUAUGCUUCUUGUGGAUAUUUGGAAACGGCGCGUAAAGUGUUUGAUAGAAUGUGUGAAUGGAGGAAUGUGGUUUCGUGGAAUGUAAUGAUUGAUUCUUACGCGAAGGUUGGAGACUAUGAUAUUGUUUUGAUUAUGUUUUGUGAGAUGAUGAAGGUGUAUGAACCUGAUUGUUACACGAUGCAGAGUGUUAUUAGAGCUUGUGGUGGUUUAGGUUCGCUUUCGUUGGGGAUGUGGGUUCAUGCUUUUGUUUUGAAAAAGUGCGAUAAGAAUGUGGUUUGUGAUGUUUUGGUUAAUACUUGUUUGGUUGAUAUGUAUUGUAAAUGUGGAUCGUUGGAAAUUGCCAAGCAGGUUUUUGAAGGAAUGUCUUAUAGAGACGUGAGUUCAUGGAAUUCAAUUAUCUUAGGUUUUGCUGUGCAUGGGAAAGCCAAGGCAGCAUUGGAUUAUUUUGUCCGAAUGGUGAAGGUGGAGAAAAUUGUGCCGAAUUCUAUCACUUUUGUUGGUGUGUUGAGUGCAUGUAAUCAUAGUGGAAUGGUUGAUGAAGGGUUAAUGUAUUUUGAAAUGAUGACUAAAGAGUACAAUGUUGAACCAAGUUUGGUGCAUUAUGGAUGUCUUGUUGAUCUUUAUGCUAGAGCUGGACAUAUCCAAGAGGCUCUCAAUGUGGUUUCGGAAAUGCCGAUUAAACCAGAUGCUGUAAUUUGGAGGAGUCUUUUAGAUGCUUGUUAUAAGCAACAUGCAAGUGUUGAGCUAAGUGAAGAAAUGGCAAAGCAAAUUUUUGAGUCAAACGGGAGUGUUUGUGGUGGUGCUUAUGUUCUUUUGUCGAAAGUGUAUGCUUCAGCUAGUAGAUGGAAUGAUGUAGGGUUGCUUAGAAAGCUAAUGAAUGAUAAGGGUGUGAGUAAAAAGCCUGGUUGUAGUUUAAUAGAGAUAAACGGUGCUGCUCAUGAAUUUUUUGCCGGAGACACCAAUCAUCCACAAAGUAAAGAUAUAUACAAGUUCAUGAAUGAAAUUCAGGAGAAACUAGAAUCUGUAGGGUAUUUACCUGAUUAUUCAGGAGCACCAUUGAUUGAUGAGAUUAAUGAAGGGAAACAGAAUACUAUGAGGUUGCAUAGUGAGAGAUUGGCCAUAGCUUUUGGGCUUUUGAAUUCAAAACCAAGCAUGCCAAUAAGAGUGUUUAAGAAUCUUAGAGUGUGUAAUGAUUGUCAUAAGGUUACUAAAUUAAUAUCUAGAAUUUACAAUGUGGAGAUAAUUGUAAGAGAUCGUGUUCGGUUUCAUCACUUUAAAGAUGGGAGUUGUUCUUGUAUGGAUUAUUGGUGAUAGAUGCUACUGUGUGAGGUAUAUCUUGAAACAGAAGGCUUAUAUAUAUGCCAACAUCGAAUGGUCAAGAUUUAUAAAUGUGUAACGUAGUUACAACAGAAACUCAAAAUUCAUUAUUAAUUUGUCGUCGAUUGAACCUUUUGAUGGAUUCACAAUCAAUGCUUCUGUUAGGAAAACUAAUAGAAUAGAAUUGUGAUGGUUGAAAAGAAAAAUAUUGUGAUAAUUGAAGAGGGCAUUGUAAGCACGGUGCUGUUACUUUCUCGGCCUGAUCUUCUCUUGUCUUAUGCUAUCAAAUUGAAGAGAAAGAAUGGGUGAAUGACACAAUGCUAUAGAAAUUGUUCGUGUUAUGGUUAUAGCAUGCUGCAUAUAUGCACCUUUGAGUGCAGCUAUGGCAAUAUCAAUCGAGUACGGCGCAAGUGGAAAUUAAAUUUGAGCAAUUUAUUGUGUUACAUUUUAAACCCUCCAUUUCUGUAGAAGACCAGGAUGCAGCAGGCUGUUAAUAGGACUACUACAAGGAGCACUCCUGCCAUUGUGAGGAUUAUGUCUUUGGUACCAAUGUUUCUUCUGAUGCCAAUGUUUCAGAAGGUGCACCUUGUCCUGCAUAAGGAUCUGGAGAGGGACAUGGAUUUGAAGGACUAUUUCCACAUAGUUGAAUGUACUCCACAAAUGAGCUUGAGUUAAAUUUUUGUGCUGAUAAACUUGGAACAGAACCAGAGAUUAUUACGAGAAACAUUAAAGAAAUUAAGACUAUAUAGAUUGUCAAAGGUGGUUGGAAUUUCUCCACUAAAAGAUUAUUUGGUGACAAAA
Messenger RNA from Medicago truncatula (barrel medic), 2693 nucleotides. Its product is annotated as pentatricopeptide repeat-containing protein At1g59720, chloroplastic/mitochondrial. Lineage: Eukaryota; Viridiplantae; Streptophyta; Magnoliopsida; Fabales; Fabaceae. Gene Ontology annotation, molecular function: zinc ion binding; protein binding; RNA binding. The transcript is spliced from 2 exons. The record is from RefSeq and is a predicted model, not a curated record. Gene Ontology annotation, biological process: RNA modification. The coding region runs from base 189 to 1886 and encodes 565 amino acids.